Molecule: messenger RNA, 1940 nt
Organism: Monascus purpureus
Lineage: Eukaryota; Fungi; Ascomycota; Eurotiomycetes; Eurotiales; Aspergillaceae
Source: the annotation of a GenBank genome assembly
CAGCUGUUGACAUCCUCAUUCAGCUACCAUUACUAUUACGGUUGCUCUCUGUUUGUUGUUGCUUUUUUCUAAGUUGAUUAAUUAAAAUGCGAAAAAGGGUCACAUACAUCCAACGUCCAGAUGCCCCAUAUGAACGAGACCAAACCGUCCUGAAGACGGACACCCUGUCCGUCCGCGACUUGGACGCUGUCCGCGAAGAACGGGUUACGUUCAGCAUUGAGGAGCUUCCAGCUAAGCUCUCGAACGUCCUCGAACGAUGCUACGAGUUGCAUUUCCGAUGGGCCACGGAGAGCGUGUAUGAUACGCUCCCGCCGUUCUCGAGCAGGGUUUCGCCUGGGUUGAAUGUUCAUUUUACGCCGGUUAGGGGGGAUAUAUUUACGGAGAAUUUGUGCCCCUUGAUCAAGGAAGCGUUUGGGGGUGAGAUUGAUUGUUUGGUUCCCGAGAUCUCCUUUACGACAUCUCCUAUCCUAUCGGACCGGUUUGCUUCUACACCAACCUAUCAGUUUUACCUGUCUCUUCCGUCGUUAGAGAAUCUGGUGGCCUUCAUCCAGAAUGAUAUUUGUGGGAAACUGGAUGAAGGAUGUCGAACACAGCCUUCGUCGAUUCGUACCGCCGACUCGUUAGAUAUCGACUACGAUAGUAUCUCGCAUGCUCUGACUAUUACAGGAUACUGGUCAAAGCCGCCUAAUGGAGGAUGGACGGAAGAAAUUCCGAAACAUCCUGAUGGGACAGGACGGGUCGAGGUUGGAUUACUGAGUACCGAUAAGGCUACUGAGUUUGAAGAAUUGAAAGUGGGUGGUUUGUUGGCUGUUGUAGGGGAGGAUGAGAGGAUGAAGUCUACAAUGUUCUCAUUCCCUUCUCGACAUCAUCCGCUGCCGUAUGAUGCGACUUAUAUGGUUUCAUUCGAGCCCCCAACGGGUCUCCAUCCAACCAUGACCAUAUCCAUGCCCCUUGCCUCUCUACAGCGGCCACCAGCAGACCCAGAGGCAACAUGUGCCCUUCACACCUACCUCACACUUCCAUCGUUUAUAUUCGCAGAUAAAUACCAGCUCUCCACGACAGACCCCCUCUUUCUACAAUCGCACAAUCUUGUUGCCCUCCGCGCCGUAUCCGGCGAGACAGACCUCGAGGCCCCAGAUUGGGUUGUUCACCGUUGGGGCUCCACGUGGUUACUACAACUAGCCACCCCAAGCAGUCCCGUCGAGCCCAGUUCAGACUGGAAUAUCACCAUCCCUCUACACCUCCGAUACCUCCAGCCUUCCGAGACUGGGCACCGCUCUAUUUCCGUGCCAUGGCCUGUCGUGUUCUGGGCCUGCACGGCCGAAGAAGGCACCAAGAUGGGAGUGAACCCCUUUGACCGUGUGAAUCUGGGGUGGGAUGGGCUCUUUGGUCCUAGGACUAUGUUCUACCAGUUACAUCCUUCUCCUGUCUCUGGUGCCGAGUCUCCUCGACUGGUUGAGGAGAUAGAGGUUCCGACACUUCGGGUUCAGGGUCAUUGGGGCAUGUUCGGGGCUAGGUCUGUGGAGGUUGGGACUGUUGCUGUUAUUCUACUUGGAACGAUGUGGAUUUUAUGGAAGUUGGGUUUGGUGGUGCGUACGCAUGGGUUUGGGGGGAGGAGAGAGGGAACGCAGAAGCAGGGGAAGGAGGAGUGAUCUCCAUAGACACUGGAAAAGAUUUCUAAUUGUCCUUGUGCGAUGUUAUGUCCCAUCCCCAUGGGUUAAUGAUUACCAUAUUUAUCCGUCUAUUUUUGUUCCACUUGCCCGCCGAUUCCCAAUUUCGAGUCUGACUGACAUCAGAGCAGCGCAUUUGCCACCAGGCACUUCCUGAUAUCUCUGCAUCAACUGGUCUCUGUGUCUUCGAAAUGCCAAUCGACAAGAGCAGGAAUGCAACAAUGCAACUAUCGCAAGACUUUUCCCACAGCAAUAAGAAUUCUGGUGCCG